UGAUGUCUGUCACAGAAAGAAGAAGAAGGUCAACAACAAAACAACAAGAAUUUUGCUCCGAUAUUUUUUUUCUUGAAAAACUUGUGAAAAACUGCGAAUAAAAUCAUGGAAAACGCACCAAAAGAGCCCACAAGCAAGGAGGAAAAGACGGAGGAGAAGAAAAAGUUCGUCGUGAGAUCUGCAACAGAUUUACAGAGGAUACGUCUCGAGAAACUCAUGAAGAACCCGGCUAAACCCGUCGUUAUCCCUGAAAUGCCCCGGGAGAAGGAUCAUCUGAAUUCAGUGCCGUCCUUUGUGAGAAAUGUAAUGGGAUCGAGUGCUGGUGCUGGAUCUGGGGAAUUUCACGUCUAUCGCCAUUUGCGGAGGAAGGAGUAUGCCAGGCAGAAGCAUAUUCAGGAAGCAAGCAAGAAGGAGCAGAUGGACAGCAGCUAUCAGGAAAAAUUGGAGGAAAAUCGACGAAAAGCAGAGGAAAAGACGGCAAAGAAGCGCGCAAAACGUCUGAAGAAAAAGGCCAAGGCUAAGGGGAAAGCAAAGAAGCCCAGGAAUGAAGUUCAGACUGAAUCUGACAAUGAUAAAUCAGAGAGUUCUUCCGAGGAAGAGGAGGAGGAAGAGAAAGAAAAGUCGGGAAAUGAAAGUUCUGAAAGGACAUCAGUGAAUUCUCUUAAAGUAGCUGAAACUCAUGAAGAUGCAGCAUCCCGGGAAGCACAAGAUAAUCAGGAUGAGCACAAAGAAAAGGAGGAAAAGGAUAAUGAGGCAAAAACCACUGAUAAUGAAGAAAACAAAUCGUAAUGUAAAAAAUAAUUAAUAAUUAUUUAGAAUAAAUUAUAAA
Lutzomyia longipalpis is the source of this 829-nucleotide messenger RNA. RefSeq names its product PRKR-interacting protein 1 homolog. The transcript is spliced from 2 exons. The record is from RefSeq and is a predicted model, not a curated record. Gene Ontology annotation, biological process: negative regulation of protein kinase activity. Gene Ontology annotation, molecular function: protein kinase binding; protein kinase inhibitor activity; double-stranded RNA binding. Lineage: Eukaryota; Metazoa; Arthropoda; Insecta; Diptera; Psychodidae. Bases 106 to 789 code for a protein of 227 amino acids. Gene Ontology annotation, cellular component: nucleolus.